AUGGAUCCACAACAAAAAAUAAAGUGGAAUGAAGCUCAGAAGAUUCCAAUAAGCGUGGACCUUGUAGCUGCAGCAAAACAGCAGCUUCAGUUCCUUGCAGCUGUUGAUAGAAACCGUCACCUCUAUGACGGCCCUGCCCUUGAGAGGGCUAUCUAUAGGUACAAUGCUUGUUGGCUUCCCUUGCUUGCCAAGCAUUCUGAGUCUCAGAUUUUUGAAGGGCCUUUGGUAGUUCCUCUUGACUGUGAAUGGGUCUGGCACUGUCACAGACUCAAUCCGGUAAGAUACGAAUCUGACUGUGAGGAACUUUAUGGACGGGUACUUGACAACUUUGGUGUUGUCUCUACUGUUGAAGGAAUUUGUGGCGGGCAAACUGAAGAAAUCUGGAAUAAGCUGUAUCCUGAUGAGCCCUACAAUGCUGAUUUGAUUAAUAUUGUCCCAGAGGAUAUCUCUGAAAAGAUUUAUAGGCUUGAGAAGUACACCAAGUACGAUCUGAUUUCAGCUGCUAAAAGGCAGAGUCCAUUCUUUCACCAGGUAUCAAGACCCCACAUGAAAAAUGAUCUCUUUAUCAAGGAAGCUGUGGCUAGAUACAAAGGCUUUCUGUAUCUUAUCAAGAGAAACAGGGAAGAGGAUAUAAAACGAUUUUGCGUUCCAACAUAUGAUAUUGACCUAAUCUGGCACUCUCACCAGUUAUAUCCAGUUUCUUAUUGUAAAGACCUAAAUGAAGCACUCGGAAAAGUAUUGGAACAUGACGAUACAGACUCAGACAGAACUAAAGGAAAGAAACUGGAUGUUGGUUUUUCUGGAACCACCAAACAGUGGGAAGUCACAUUUGGUACAAGAUAUUGGAAGGCUGGAGCAAUGUACAGGGGUAAUGCACCAUCUCCUAUAACAAGUAACCCUUUUUCAUCUAACAUUACUUGCAAGAAGGUUGUUUCUUCGAAUGAGUACCCACAAGAAAUUUCACUACCAGAUCGGGAAGUUAUGGAGGUUCUCUUAGAGUUCGUUGGGGUUAAAAACUUACCGGAGGGACAGGAAGGAGAUAUCUGUGUUUUAUUUUCCAAAUCACAGCCUGAUGGAUUCUUUGAUGCUAAAAGAAGACUGAGUAUUUGGUCACAAUGUAGAGAGAAACAGGUUGCAUCUUUCCAAUGUGAACCUACGGGAGAGCUGCUUUUUGAACUCGUAUCCUAUUCUAUCAAGAAAUCAACAAAGACCAUCGAGAAAUCAACAAAGACCAUCGGUUCAGGUUAUUUCUCUAUAAAAGACUAUCUUGACCCAGUUUCAAAACUCCAUGUUGAGAAAUGGUUGGAGUUGGUACCAAGUUCUGGUACUCUGUGCUCAAAGCCAAUCUUUUUACGAGUAGCCAUCUCAUUUUCUGUCCCAGUUCCUGCCCCAUGUACACUCAAAAUGACCUUGUCUAGUCCAAUUUCCAAAAACGAAGGCCUCUUCAACCUUCCUGUUAGAUCUCAACAUGCAAAUAGCUGGACACAUGUCACAGAUGAAAAUGGAAGCAGAAUCAUCAGCCUUCAAAUGAGAGAUUUGGAGAAUGCAAAGAACAUAGGAAACCCUGGAACUGGAACAGAGAUUGUUGGCCUCAUGAAGUCUGGAAAAACUCGUACUCUAGCCGAGUUUAAGGAAAAUGGGUGGUCUGUUUUGGAGAAUAUGUGGUUGUUUCACCUUCCAAACAAAUGCACAAGCGACGGCCAUCUCUUUGAGCUUACCGGUGCCAAGACAGUGAAUAUUUUUUCUGGAAGAAAGCUAGACUAUGAACCGGGACACAAUGGAAAACGGGGAAAUGAAAUGGACUUCCUGACAGCUGUUGAAUUCUCCAUAGAAGAGCCUUAUGGAAAAGCAAGACAUUUUUGUUUUACAUCAGUUAAUUUGUUUUGUGCUUUGUUGCUCCCUCCUUGUCUUGCAAAGGCAAAGGAAAAGUGGAUGGUGCUGCCCGGAAUCAUUUUGGCUUUUAUUGUUGCUAAUGAAAUGAAAAAGGAAGAAUAUGAAGGCAUCAUUCCUAAAAGUAAAGAUUUGAAGGUGAAUGGUGUAUGUGAGGAAAAUGCAAGGACAGUCUUGAACGGAAUGAGGUUGAGUCCUAAUGUGUUCAGUGAAGAUGAUGGGAUAUCAAAGAAGUCUGGACUUUCCAGUGGAGGCUGUGGCAGUGGCUGUGGGAGUGGAUGUGGAAGUGGCUGCGGGAAUGCAGUGGAAAGUGGUGGCUGCGGGGGCUGUGGUGCUGGUUGUGGCGGAGGCUGCGGUAGUAUGAUUAAGAGUGGUGGUGGUUGCGGUGGUUGUGGUGGUGGCUGUGGAGGUAGUUGUGGCGGUGGGUGUGGACAUAUGACUAAAAGUGGUGGUUGCGGCGGUUGUGGCGGUGGUUGCGGUGGUGGUUGUGGCGGUGGUUAUGGUGGAGGCUCUGUGGAGGAGGGGGCGGAUAUGUUGAAGAGUGGUGGUUGUGAGGAUAUUUGUGGUAUCGAUGAAGCAGUUACUGCAUGA
This is a messenger RNA of Sphenostylis stenocarpa, 2481 nucleotides long. The record is from the annotation of a GenBank genome assembly. Lineage: Eukaryota; Viridiplantae; Streptophyta; Magnoliopsida; Fabales; Fabaceae.